Spirometra erinaceieuropaei is the source of this 14769-nucleotide messenger RNA. Lineage: Eukaryota; Metazoa; Platyhelminthes; Cestoda; Diphyllobothriidea; Diphyllobothriidae. The record is from the annotation of a GenBank genome assembly.
AUGGUCGAGGUAUUGUCAUGCUUACAUGCUAGUAUUUCUUCAGGCGGAAAAAAAUUUGAUGAAGGGUGUCGUUAAACCGGCUAUUGAUGAUUCAGCCUUUGAUGCUUUGAAAAGAGAGUACGACGAUGUAUGUUGCCUGGCCCCAUGUUCAGGUUCUCAUUAGGUCGUCAGAGAAUUAAAUAAUAACCCUGAAUUGGCAAAAUUUCGAGAAGAAUAUGAAAAGAUUAUGAGAGCUCUAGAAAAAUCCCACGAGAGCGAGAAAAGGUUAAUGAGAAAAUGCAGAGAGUUGAAAGCCGACAUCGUUUCUAACAAAGUCAAGGUAACACAGGCGGAACAACUUACGAGCGAUGAUCCCAGCAACAUGAUCGCGCUCAAGAAAGAACUCGAAAAGGCUUGGGCCUUGGUUUCGGCUGCCAAUGAAAAAGAGUGCAAGGCGAGGGACAGAAUUAAAGGUUUGAAGGAAGAAAUUGCCACAUUGGGAAAGAUUAUUGAAACGGGUUCAGGCGGUGUUGUCGGCGCCGACACGUACGUUCUAAGCAUUUGCUAACUAAUGGUAACCCUUAAAAAACCUCUCCCGGCCUAGCAUAGCUUUCACUUUUCUCAACUUCAUACAUCAGCUAUGAUCUUCGUUUGUCUGAUACCAGACCUAUGUUGGUGAUUUACAUACAUGUAGCCAACCGAUAAUCCACAAAAGUCCUCGUACAUAGCUUCAUUUUGGCAAUUUAGACCUUUCUUUUCAGACUGUUUUGCUCGAACACAGAUAGGGGAGCUGGGCUCAUAAUUUCACUUUGUCAGCGACUAACGAAUUGUAGCAUUUAACGGAAUACUGCACGAUGUUUUUCGAAUACAAAAUCAGUUUCUUCCCCGAACUUAAAAUUCCUUUAGUUAUUUUACGUUAUGGACAACUUAAAAGGCUUUGGCAAAUGACCACUAAAUAGCAAUAAGCCAAGACGUCUUGAUAUCAAAUAGGAUCUAAAGUCAAUCUUACAUAUUUUUAUUGAAUAUGGUUCUUCAGUCAUAUUAAAAUUGAGUUCUGCAUUUUUUCGUUUUAAAUCUCACUAUUUCUCCUUAGCAAAGGUGCCUUACCAGUGGGUCACUUAAGCAGAAUGCGCCAGUUAAUAAUUUUGCCUAUUUUAUGCAAAAACCAAACAUAUUCUCUCCCAUGUCUAGUCUCUGCCCACAAUAUUUCUAGCUUCACUUCUCUGCUUUAUCACGCUAUCCUCACUUUACAACGGCCAAAUACCCUUGCAAGCUCUUUUUCCAUUUCCAAUAAUAAUAUUAUGUCGGGCGUCAGAGUAGCAAUGUUAUAGAUGACAGUUAACUUCAUACUCCAGUAUAUGUUGAAAUGCACAAACAAUUCAUUUCAUGCCAUCAAUUUUCCUAUCUCUUAAGCAAACUGGUUUACUUAACUUACUUUCAAAAGGCUAAACGAGCUUACAAAGGCAAAGGAAAAAUUGACAAAGGAGGCAGCUGAUCAGGCGGCCGAGAAUAUAAAGUUAAGAAAGGAACUUGAGGCUACUAAAACCCAGAUUUCAAACCUUCAAGGUGAAAUACUCAACGCUCAAUCAAAAAUUGGUGAACUAAGCCAAGACAUACAGGUAUUUUGUGCUGUUAUUUACAGAUUUUUCAUUUAUACCUCAUUGUAAUGGUCAGUGCACCUUACUUCUAACAUGUAAAUCGUUAUAGAACUUAACGGCAUCACUCCUAAAAAAAUUUGGGGUGUCAGUGAUUGUUUCUGUUAAGGCUCCAUAAACACUAUCCUUACCGUAUUUCCCAACUCCUUAUUAUUUUUCAUGCUUUGAAGUUAGGGCGGAGUUUAUUGCGCUUGAAAUCACUUAAGAAUAAGGAAACACUAUGCUGAAAAAUUGAUAACGUAUCUAGUGACGACGGAAACCAGUUGAUUUCCGCCUCUCAUCUUAUUCUACAGUCUGCAUCGUGCAACAUCGUGCUUGGUCUUUUAGUAAUACGGCCGGAUAAUGUUGGCUUUGCAAGGUCUUUAGAGUUUUGGGUCGUUUUUGUGUAUAACACAUUCUUAGCCCUUUUCCAAAAUUUUACUGCCAUUGGGAUUUCAAAAAAAACACAACUAGGUGUACAAAAUUCGGGAUGUCAACCACAACUGGACCUUGUUCCGUUUAUUUCCAGCGAAUUAACUUAAACUAAAAUAUUACUGCUGGUAUUUUUUAGCCAUUUAUUUUACCACUUUUAAAGAGGUGUGGGUGUCAACUAAAAGACAUUUAUUGCAUUCGAACGCCGCAGGUCUCGUUAAUUUGUCCACUUUUCUCAAACCCACCGGACCAAAAGACCUUUUUGGGUUAGGUUUGAAAAGAAAAAGAGCAAGCGUUAACUUGUAAUUAACGUUCGCUGCCACAGCGCCAGCACUAGGAUUUUAAGAGAAUUCCUGUGUUACAAACCUCCUUCUCCAGUAUUUUCUCCUUUUUCUAUGAAUCCUGUCAGUUUCUAAUUAAUCAUAACCUGAUCGCGUAUAUGAUUUGCCUAAAGUGACUAGUAAAACCAGUACGUGACCUGGAUUUUCAUUUCAAGUCAGGGAAAGAAAGCUGAGCAGAUAUAACCACUUAUUUUACAUAAAUAGAUUUAGUUUAUUUAGGCAGUUUUUCGGAAAGUCUUAUGCAUAACCUCUUGUGCUAGAUGCUGUCUCCGUGUAAGGUUAAUCUUAAUGUUAAACAAAGGUGGCCUAAAAGUUAUCCCGGAGAAAACAAUGGAACGCACAUUGGCAUGUUGUGUUUUUAGUAUAUCACACUUUCCAAAAAUGUCAUUAUCUGUGUUCAUGUCAUAGGAACUGUUGUUUAUCUGCGUAGAAUUGCGUCAAAUCCUUUGUUUCAAUUAUUCUAUCAUUCCCCUUCCAUUAAAGCGGGGUGACUACCCUAUUGACAUAAGUAACCUCUGAGUACGCGUGCAAGUGUGUAUGUACAAGUUGUAUGUAUGUAUGUACAAGUUGCUUCUCUUCAUCAGCAUUUUUCAGAGUAGCAGUCGCUCAAUUGACCGAUGACCCAGUUGGCCUAAAUCUACUGUGUUCAUUAGCUGAUUGUAUGUCAUUUUCAAAAAUGUAUGCAAAUCAUUGAAGGUAAACAGCUUUAACUCGUACCAGAGAAUGAGCAGAAGUCUACGAUGAGAGAGGCUCAAGAGGAUGGUAUUACAAAUUGUAUUCGCAUAUUCUAUCGGUGUAAAAACCGCCGUGACUAUUGUCAUGGUUUGUGUAUCUAGUGUCCAAUUCUUUUUGUGAUCUCUGGACGCAUAGGAGUGCACUAUGGGGCUGAUGGUUAGAGAAUUAACGAGAAACCGUAAAGAGCACUAGGCAGCGAGAGAGCUUGGGUCUACUGACAGACUAAGGCUGGAAUCAGUGAAGAAGGUUAUCUUCGGUAUCCAAUCAAGAUAUACUUAGACCUUCUCUUUUUGAUGUAGUUUGCGCAUUUUUAUCGUUGUUCCCACAGCUUUCUGAAAACGAAGAUGACGACUUUUCUAAUGUAUCAUUUUGGACGUUUUAAAUGACCUUAACUUCGGGCUGUUCAAGGGUAUCGGCCAGAGCGAAUGGGCUAUUGUAUUUUAGUUGACUCAGCAAAAUACCCCGGUGGAGAUUUUAGAAAAUGGAUCAAACUAAUGCAUUUUCGUCUUCUGAAUGUGUUCUGCCUGUUUUUUGUCUUCUUCACUAAAUAUUGUUAUUUUUCACAUAGAAGUCGUAGCUCGACUAAAGCUGUGUAUCACAAUUUAGGCCUUCUAUAUGUUUUUUGCUUUUAAUUUUGUAAAACAGUUUUUAUUCAGGAUUUUAACGGACUUCUGGUUCAAUAUGAUCUAGGCACGAGCAGUGGAUGCUCAGCGCGAACUCAGAAAGAAGGAACGGAUGGAGCGGGAGAUGAACGAGGUUCAUGACGAAGUUGAGGCCAAAAUGGAGGAGAUCAAGGCCGUCAAUACGACCAUCGAAAAACUCCAGCAGGAACUACGAACCAGGGAAGAGGAGAACAGAGUGGUUAAAAUAUCCCUGGAGCAGACGAACCGUCAACUGCAAGUUACCGAUGCCAAACUCAAGGACGCGCAACAAAAGUUGGAUCAACAGAUAGCCUUAACUGAAAGUGUGCGCAGCGAAAACCAACUUCUUACGGCUGACGUGAAGGCGAGUUGUUUUAUCUAUCCAACUUUGGAUAUAAAAUCAGGGUUAAAGGCCAGCGCAUUUGAUAUAGCAUCUUCCACGAACCAAUUGAAUGAUCAAGCGUCACCAACUAGCCGAUUCAGGUCAAUCCACUUGUCUUUGGAUGAGGCCAGUUAGUCACGUUAGCAUGAGGACGGACUCCGUGCUCCCCCGUUUGCAAAUGAACACCCUUCAACGGCAAUUGUAAUGUGUGUCAGUAGUAGUCUCUUUUCGUCGAAACUUAACAGUUCACAGCAUUAAAAACUCGACUUGAGAUAGUUAUGGAUACUGGUGGAUCACAGCGCAUCGUCUUCCUUAAGAAAAGGAAACCUGUAAGCUCUAUGUCAUGGUAAACAAGAUUUAGGUUUGAGAUACAUGUGAUGUUUGCUAUCACUGAAUGACUUGGGGUCAUUCGUGCUUAUUGGCACAAUAACACUGGAUUAGUCCAUCAAAUAUACACAAGCCAUCAAGAAUACUUUUGUUCUAUUUUAAACUUUCGUAAAUAAGAAGUACUGGUAUCCUUAGGAUCAAGUAAUACUGUUUAGGUCAAACUACAACCAAACCCUAAGUGACAUGAAUGACCUGAAGAGAUUUCUCGUUGCCAGUCCGAAAAUCAAAUUCGCCGUAUAUUCUUGAGUUAGUCUUGCAUUUCUGUCGAGUUUUAUGUCAGUGCAAAAAAGUGAUGCAUUUGGCAUCCUGUGCGAAUUUUUUUUUGCUCAGUCUGGCUUAAGUAGGAAAGCGAUAAGACAGAUGUUAACGCAAAUGUACUCUAUAACUCACAUCUUAGGUAAGCUGGGAAGAUUCUACAACUCUUGUAAUAUUGCAGCCCAAGGAAGCGAUAAAAAUAUGGAGCUGUUUCAUUACCAUUUAUGUCAUUACCUUAUCCUUUUUAACUCCUCCUUAAACUCCAAGACGUGAAUGCAGCCUGUGGUUAGUGAGCGUCAUUUAUGGCAUUCUUAACUGGACUUUAUCUCUAGGGUGCAAUCUUCAAACCGAUUUAUAUUAGGCAGCAAUAAUCACAUUACAGAUACACUUGGACUUUCAAUUUUGGCCCUGUAUUCUCCGCUAAACAAUUGAUUGAAAUGCCUUGGGCAAAAGAUUUUUAAAGAACUGUUGCUUUAUAUUUUUUCAGAAAGUAACCGCCAACCAGUAUGUAGGAAGACCUAUAGGCGCAGGCCGAAAUUUGAUGUAUGAAUAUUUUGGCUGAAGUCCAUCAGCCACAGCUGGGCAACUGCGUAAUGUUGACUAACUGCCGACUGUCGCAAUCGAAGAUUGCCUGCUUACUUUGACGCUGCUAUAAAAAUUCAUGUAUCCUCUUGCUGGUCUCCUUUUUAGCAAAGAGAGUCCGAGGUGGAUGCCGUCAAAGCUGAGAACAAUAAAUUAACGAAACAACGCGAAGCUGCCAGUCGCCGUUUGCGCUCAAUUGAGGACAAAAAAGGUGAACUGGAGAGCAAGCGUGAGGAACUGCGCAACGGCAUCGCUUCCAUCGAGAAAGAGAUGGAAAUGAUGAAGAGAGCCAUGGACAUUGACCGCAAGGCCUGUGAGGAACUGACUAAGGAGCGCGACGCCUUGUCAAAGAACCUUGUCAAAAUGAGUGGUCAGACAGCAAAACAACUCACUCUCUUGCGCCUGCAUGAGCAGUCGAAACGUAAUCUCGAACAGGAGAUUUCUAAUUACAAGGAUGAGGCCCAAAAGCAGCGCAAGAUUAUUUGCCAUUUGGAACGUGAGCGAGAUCGUUACAUCAGCGAAGCUUCUGACCUCACGCAAAAGGUCCUCGAACAUAUGGAGGAGGUGAAACUCCGUGAGAUGCAGAUUUUUGAUUUUAAAAAGAAAAUUGCCGAAGCUGAAACGAAACUCAAGCAGCAGCAGAAUCUUUAUGAAGCUGUGCGGGGCGAUCGAAAUCUCUACAGCAAGAACCUCAUUGAGGCUCAGGAUGAGAUUGCCGAGAUGAAACGUAAACUACGCAUAAUGACACAUCAGAUUGCCCAAUUAAAAGACGAGAUUUCCACCAAGGAUGCCAUCAUUGUACAAGAAAAUAUAGAACGCCAGAGAGUGGAGGCUGAACGCGAUAAUAUGAAUAUGGACUUGCAAAACAUCAAGAACACCAUGGUGGAAAACCGCGCCUACAUUGAAUCUCAAGAGGCAGAGGAGCGCAAACUACUAAAAAUAAUUUCGGAGGCCGAGUUUGAGCGCGCUCGUCAUAAAAAGGAACUGGACCAAGUUAUAAGCGAGCGUGACAUCCUCGGCACCCAGUUGGUGCGUCGAAACGACGAGUUGGCCCUGCUCUACGAAAAGAUUCGCAUCCAGCAGUCUAUUUUAAACCAAGGUGAGACGCAGUAUAACCAACGUCUGGAGGAUCUUCGUGUGUUGAAACUGGAAAUUCGCAAAAGCAGACGGGAGAAGGCCAUGUUGCAGGCGAGUAUAGCAAAGGUGGACGAUCUGAAGAAAGAAGUCUACCGAGCUCAAAAGGAACUUCUGCGUGAACAAACUCGAUGCAAGGCGCUGGAGGAGGAACUGCAGAAUCCAAUUAAUGUGCACCGUUGGCGUAAGCUAGAGGUAUUUCUUAUGUCGAAAGUGUCCUUGUCGAUCUUUAAUGUGGAGUUUUUUUCUUUUUUACAAGUUAUUUCUCCUUUAGUGUCUUUUUCUGCGUUUACGAGUUUCUGAGUAGACUCCCAGUCUGAAUGUUCAUCAGGAUAACUCGGGAAGCCAACAUGAAAGAUCUAGGAUGCGUUCCUUUAAUAAUGCUUCUAUCCAAAGAUCCUAUCUUAUCGCUGGUAACGCAGUUGUCUCAUAUAGGCUAAAAGGGUAAUUCAAUAACCUCUGCACCAUCUCACUCCUCCAAUACUAAUCCCUUUCGGACCUAGUAUAAUUUGAUUCUCUAGUAAGGGUGAAGUCUUAUCUCCGAGGUAAGUCCUAAAAUCAUCUUACUCUGCCGGUUUUCCUUAUACAGAGCUCUGUUUUUCACAGUCUUACCGUAGCAUCGUAAUGACUGACAUUUUGCCUCUAGAGACACCUAAAAACCAAUCUCUUCGCAUUUGCAUCCCGAUGUUAUUGAAGGUGUUUUCACGCAUUUGGCGACUGUUAGUGGAAGAGUUGGGAAGUGCACCGUUCUCUUAAGUCAUUGCUUUAGUUCUUUUUGCUUGUUUAUUUUUGCACGCGACGAUUUCGAAAAAAUUCAAGUUUUGCUUAUUUGGUAUUAUCUUUGACUGCAAAAGGCUCCUUGAUGGAUGGCUGUCUACCUCUUGACCUCCUAACUUGUUUGAAUGACGCACAUCGUUCUUGUUAAUAUUAAGGUGACUAUGACUACUUCAAGGCAAUUUCUAAUACAUAGGGUUUAGUGUACUGGGUAACGCUUUUCCCUUUUUUGAAGCUGUUUCCUUAUUGAAAAUGAGAUAUCUUUGCUCUUACGUCUCGGGCGUAAUGUUACUUUAAUAACCCUUGAAUUCAGCCAUUGUCUAUUAAGUAGCUACUAUGUAAAUGUUUGCAGCAGUUUAUUGACAUUUCUGUGUAGAAUUUAUGUUUCUUAUUCGCUCACCAUGGAGCCGGCCGAGAAAAUAAUUAAUGACAUUUAUUUUUACCGGCAAAAUUUGCUUUUGAAUAAGCUUAUCACCUUAUUUGCCACCUAGAUUUAUUAUCUAGAAGAUUGGCGGAAGUUUGAUUUCCUGCCCGAGGUAUAUGCGUUUUUUGCGUUUAUUUGGUUUUCUCUGUUUUACUCUUCCCGUUCCUUGCUUUCUUUCGCUCCUGACGCACAGCACCGUAGAUUCCUUUUCUUCUGACUAGGGCAGCGAUCCAUCUACCUUUGAAAUGCUCCAAAAAAUCCAAGCGCUUCAGAAACGUCUUAUUGCCAAGACUGAGGAGGUAGUUGAGAAGGAGAUUCAGAUUCAAGAAAAGGAGAAGCUUUAUGUUGAGUUGAAGCGUAUACUAGCCCGCCAACCUGGUCCAGAGGUGGCGGAACAGUUGAGCAUAUAUCAAGACAGCCUCAGAGGAAAGACUAAAACACUGAAGGUAAGACUACCUCUUCACGACUAAGUGUUGCAUUAUAUAUGAAGUCCUGUGUUUUUAUCUCAACCACUUCUUUGCAGUUUUUUGCCGUUAGCGAAAAGAAAAAGUUUCAAAGGGACAUUUACCCUUGUCCGAUCAUUCUUUGAGGUUGCUUACCGAGAGCAGCACGUUUCAGACCACCUUCCGCUCGGACUGACGAUGCUUUCAAGAAAAAGCCGUGCUUUACAAGCCUCGCAAUGAGGAGGCAGGAAUGUUUAAUGGUCAACCUAAAUGAUGUUCGCUCACCUACUCGAAGUGUUCGAGUUCAAAAAUGGAUGACGCCAAGGCGCAACUCUGACCACAGCGCAAGCGAACAAGUAGGGGGACGAGGCUCGGAAACGCGGCCUCCCGUAGCCAACUAUUUAUUACUUCGCUACUAGUAAUAAUUUCAGUAGGUGUGCUGCAGUUAGCACACCUAGGUUCAGAUUGGCAAAGUUGAGCGAUCCGGGUUGGUGAUUUGAAGACGAAGAUGGGCUCUCCGGAGGUUUACGGUUAUGAUCAGGGCUGGGAAUUAGGGGUUACUUGAUUGGGGUUAGGAUUAGGGGAUUAUGAUCAGGGCAAGGGGACUAGGCUUAGGGUUACAGUUCGAGUAGGGGUUAAUUGUCAGCGUUCGGUUUGGGGUUAACUUGAUCACUUACACUUACUGUCAGUGACGGCUCCCGCGAUUUAUUCUAACCGUUAGGAGUUAGGCUUGCUUUUAAGCUAGGCUUAAUGUAGAGUUUGCGUGCUUUUCAACUAGACUUCCGUUUCUGUUUUUGGAGAUAUGAUUUACCACCAACCUUGCACCCAUUUCCUACAACUCUCAUCUGCGGCUUCCGUCUGAUUGGUCACCUACUUGGACAGUUCAGUUUUGAUGCCGUUGACAGGCCAGUCACCAUUACUCAUACUGGAUUUUGUUUCAUUGGUUACUCAUGACGAUUUUUUGCAUUGUGCGCUGCUUACGCUGAGAUUUUAGUAUCCAUCAAAGCAAGGUAACACAUUUACUUUUAAUAAACCCGUUUUUCUCUUAGUUUUCGCGCAUUUUUCGGUGUUCUGUCGUAGUCCCACCCUUAAAAUCCCUAGUACCACGGUUCCCGUUUUGGAGGCGUCUGGGCUUCUCCAUUUUCCAUUGUGGCCGCGUUUUCAGCCUUGCCGUAGAGGCUGUAUGACUUAGGCCUGUCGUUUACCUGUCUUUACAAAAAAAGUAAAAAAUUAAUCAGCUAGUUAUGUUUUUAGAAUUCGUGUGCGCAAAUCUUCUUACUAAAAAUUGGAUUGUCUGCUUCCCCGCGUCUUCCUUCAAAUAAUCUUUAGUGCGAAAUUACUGCUGAAGAAUUAAAAUGACACUACUUACGGCACUUUCAAGCAUUAGCCGAGAUGUUGAAUGUAGUCCUCAAGCUUCUGUGUAUGAAUCCAAAUAUCGCUUUCUUUUGAUGUUGCUUCUUGUUAAAUUAGCUGUCUUUCCCAAAGAAGUAAAUUAUUUUGCUUCUUGGCCGGCUAAAUUGAUCUGCUACACUUUCCCGUUGCUUUAAUAAAAGCUUGGCUGUGGUGAUCAGAUUUUGGGGCUUAUUUCUCUGAGUAACUUAGCAUAUCUAUCAAUCUUGCGGCUUUAACAAAACCCGAAAAUCGUAUCUUAUCAUAAAACAGCUUUCAUUGUUAAUUUUCUUGAAAGUUACUAGUUCUGUGAGUGAGAUUUUGGAAAUAACUUUACGAAAAAGUGGUCAUUUGAAACGGUUUUUAAACUCCUUUUGAUAGUUUUGGGCUAAUGUUUCAUCAUUGUUGAAAAUUGCUUAAGGCAUUUACGGGUUAAUAUAACAUGCCGCACUAUAAUUGGUCUAGGCUGGUAUUAAGCGUCCACGUCGUAACAUAAGUGUUGAGCAUUGAACAUAAUUAUAUACAGUUAUGGUCAUCAUUUUUGAUUUGCGGACCUAUCGGAAAUGCGCAAAAAAUAAUCAAAAUCCGGCCUGUCCCUCCUAGUGGGAUUACAUGGAAAUGCGACUGACUUCCCUAUGACGCCGUAGGCCUUGCACUCCUAGCUUACCCGUACCUCUGCCAAUUUUGCCUUUUUGUAAAGACUUUUUGCCUUUUUUAUAGCCUGAGGCCUGGUACGCGUUUUGCCAAUAAUCUUACCCAAUAUUUUCCAUGAUUUUCCCAGGAAAAGGUUUAGUCCACUUCAAGAUGAUUGUCUCCUUGAGCGGAGUUACUAUUUUGACUUUCAAAAUUCCGCACUUUGGAAACAGUCUGGAAUGUUGACUCACAAGCGUGUAUAAAGAAAUAUCCUCAGGCAUAGGGACAGCCCCCUUCAAUUAUGUCAGUCAUUCUAGGCGUCCGCGACUCUUUUUUCGAAUCCGCACGCGUUUCUCUAUUGCAAAAGGAAAUUGGAUAUAGAAUGUGCCCUCGGGUGCAUCUGCGCCAGCCUCGUGUUAACAGUAAUAAUGCAGAACCACGAGUAAUAUUUUUCGGUCGGAUGUAGUUUUGUAGCCCCACCUGAAGUAAACAACCUCCAGUCACCUCUAAUACGGGACCGCCGGUAAUAUGGGUUUUUACAAGUGGAGACGGGGAACGUACAGGCGACGAGGUCAAGUAGUUGUAUGCAAAAGAGAAGUUAUUGGCAAUGAGCGGCUGUGCUUUGAAUGGUUAAGAAAUAGUUGCGCUAACUCCUAACUAUAACCCCUAAUCCAAAACUCUAACCCCUAACAAUAGCCCCUUACCCUAAUUCCUACCUAUUUUUCAAAACAAAAAAUAACUAAUGCUUCUUAUUCUUCUGGGUAGGUCGCACCUUCAUAUAAAUCAGCUAGUAGAAAUUAGUGUUUGGUCAGUUGCUUGCUGGGAAAUGGACGCACGACAUAGUAAACGUCAAAAAACAAUCAGAGCCUCCUCCUCCUCCCCGCAGUUGACCGGUAAUUCCAUCACCAGAAAAUUGGCUGUCACGGUGUACGAAUUACCUGCAGACUUUUGCAGUGCUUAUGAGUCAGUUGCACCUUCCGGUUGCAUGUAGGGGCAUUUAAGUUGUCCUGCUAUUCACAAGGGAGAUCCACACAGGAGAAUGGUGGUUGUGGUCUGCAUGGUCUCAAUAGUAAUAGUAACACUCAUGAGCACGGCAGAAGGAUGCGCAGUGUCUGAGGAGGCUGAGAGCUGGUUUGAUGAGGACCUUUCCAGCAACUGAUCAUCCCAGUCAGUUGUGCAUCAGAGGACGGCAGUGCAAGGGAUGCUGUCAGUUAAUCAAAAUUUCGUACGUUUUCAUCCUAAGAACCAAUAAAAGAUAGAACUUUUAAGAAGACGUUUUAUUCACUAAAGGUUAUUCAUUAUGCACAAUUUUCGCUCUUUCCCAACGAGGGACAUGUUCGUAAAUUCUGCUUUUUAGAAAGUGAUGUCUUCGGAAACGAAAAAUCCACUACCCUCCUCUUCUCUUUAUUGUCACUGUGUCUGUUUGGCAUUAGAUUUUCUAGCACCAAGGAAUGGCGGUAAUUGGUGAGAAGCACCAUGGGGAGAUUUGAGAGAUGGGAUAAAAGUUCCCACCGUCUGAUUAUGAAGCGCAUCUUUAAGGCGUCAUCUAAUGAAAACCAAUGAGAGGUUCGGCUUUUUAUAACAUAAUAGAGGUUUAGUUCUUCGUCACAAGAAAAAAAACAGAAAACUGUGUUGUGCAUGCGGGAAAGUAAAUGAAAACGAAUUGCUAGUGUGUUUGGUUUAUUCUAAUCUGUUAAUAUUUGCGGAACCCAUUCUUUGGAUUUCUAUACAAUGUUAAUGUAGACGGACUACUUCGUAGCUCGACUUUAAUAUUUUAGAGAGUUCUUGAGACAUUGUUUUUGAAAUCUUCCACCAGCGCCUCGUAACUCUUCGUGAUCAGUAAUGAAGGGUAGUUCCGAUUAUGUUGAAUCUUUGGGGUAUUCAUUACCAGAGGACAUUUUAGGGCACUUUACUCUUUUAGCACAUCUACCGCAAAUGUCCCGCAUGCAGACUUCGUCCGAAGUGUAUAUUCAGGGAGAAAACGUGUUUCAAUUACGGUCGACUCAAUGAGCAUUUUAAAAUGGGAGAAAAUUGCAAAACAAGAGACAAUGUCAUUGAAAAGAGCUUUACUCGACUGACACAUGCCUGCUCUGUAUGAAGCACAUAAAAACGCCGACCUGGCAAGUCUAGCCAGGAUUCGACAAGUCAUUGCAUCAAACUAUUGCGGAAUCCGCGCGAACUUUGUCGUCGCUCGAUGAAAUCUGCCUCAUCUCUGAUCAAACGUUGCUCAUUGCCAGCAUAUGUAUUCAUCCAGCGUCUGUGACGAGGAAGUUUAUCGCUCGAAGGCAUCAGUAAUUCGUCUUGACAGUCGCAUGACACGCGAUGCGGUUUCUCGAACCGUUGCAGUGUAGGAUCAAGGAAGGUGUGACUAGCUGUCGGGAGAAGUGGAUCCAGAAGGAAUGUGUUUCCCGCCAAUGUCUAUUGUCCUUGUGGUAAAUUUCAGUCGUGUCGUAUACCAAGCUUACACGUUUUAAUUCCGGACUCACAUCGAUUCCCCAGGCGGUAGCAUAAACGAGUGUUACGUUUCAACAAAUUUUGAGCCUAAACAGGUCAAGACAUAAAAUAUACACGCACCUGACUAGAAGCUCAUCUUAUGCACUUGAAAAUGCCGCUGGCGCGCAGGCGCUGUAGUUAGCAGCUCACACUAAUUUGUCGGCGAAUUAGCUAAAGGCCUUUUUUGUUGUACAUAGAUAUGGUGUUCUGCAUAUUCCCCUCUGACAGGGAUGUUUCACUGAAGCUGUUAGCACUUUUUGAUAACUCUGAACACCCCAUAACUAUAUAUUAAAGUUGUAGACUUAUGCAUUUUGUAAUUCUGGCAAAAGUGCACCGGAUGUGUCGUAUACUGACUAAUUUGACGCAUAAGUUAGCUAUGUGACCUUUAAAAAAGUCAUAUCCUGACCUCGAGUUGAGUCGAGUUCACGAUUGUUGACAACAAGGAAGACGCCUCCAACCUACUUUGCCUGAUGAAUAAUCUGCAUCCUAAAAUCGAAUUUACGAUGAAAAUGAAGCAGUUUGACAAGUUAUCCUUCCUGGACGUCCUCAUGUUUAGAGAGGAUGAUGGUUCAAUAAGACGCUCCGUCUUCCACAAGAUUACGUGGAAAGGGCAAUACUUACAUUUUAAAAGCUUUGCGCCAAUACAAUGGAAACGUAAUCUAGUACAUAUUCUUUUUUAAAGAGCGAGAAAUGUUUGCUCCAGGGAGACCAUAGAUACAGAAACUGCCCGAAUCAAAGAAACCUUACUUAAUCGUGGUUAUCCUGCACGCUUCAUUCAGAAGUACAGCAAUCAUUUACGGCCAAAGUUGACGGAACAGUCCGUUCCAAAGAAGCCCGUUAUAAUAUGUCUACCUUUUAAGGGUGACAACGUCUCAAACACAAUCAAGCGACGCUUGCGUUGCACUUUAGAAAGAACGUACAACGCAGCAGAGCUUAUCUUCAUCAGUUUCACAAAAAGCCUUCCAAUUAACCGGACAAAGGAUGCCUUGCCAAUGCACGCCACCCCAAAUUGUGUGUAUGAAUUCACGUGCACUUGCUGAUGCAAGUACAUUGGGCGAACGCAAAGGCAAUUGGCAACGAGGGCCGCUGAGCAUUUGCCUAAUUGGCUUUUCAAACAGGAAAACAAAACCCCCGUUCGUCUAUAACGAAACACCUGUUAGAUAGCGGUCAUGUUGUCGAUCCUAAAGCAUCUUUUCGAGUACUUGUCCGAGCGCAUACAACUCGAACCUUGCGAUAUUUGCAAGCAGCUUACAUACGGAGGGAGAAACCAGACCUGUGCAAGCAUUUAGAUCACGUGAUCAAUCUGCACUUGCCCUGGUAACCUUCACGCCUCUAAUUUCCCCUGACUGUGAUUUGUUGUUAACAUUUCGUCUCCCUCUUUCCUAUAUGACGCUAAUGUGGACGUCUUAUCUUAUUAUUCAUUGCCUUGAACCUUGACCUUGCUCCUAUGCACUGCCAUUCUGUACAAAUUCAUACUGCUGUGCGCUUUCAUUCGUUACCUAUGUUAUGCAGAGAUGGGCUGCAGUUGAAAAGCCUUCAAGAAAUUUAUUGGCCCCAAUAAAUUCUGCUGUACGUGCUUGUUUUCAAAAAAUGAAUUGUCUAUCAAAACAUCAUUUUGUUGGCAUCCCGUCUAGCCAUACCAAUUCAGGUUUUCACGUUUUUUCGUCUGCACGCUAAAGGGAUCAUUAAAUUUAUCGUGUUUUUUCGCUUUUGAAAUGGAUUUUGUCGUUUACUUGUUGUAGUCAAAGUGACUGUUUAAGUAUUUUGCCAGAAAUAUUUUUGAGCGUUUCUAGGCCCUCAUAUGUCGACGAGGUUUUGUCUUUUUCAGUUGUUGGUAUAAAUGCGGGUUCUUAUUUUCUAUUCCGUAGGCUAUGAACGCAGAAAUGAACAUGUAUGAUACACAAAUUAAAGAGUACAAAGCCGAAAUUGAAAAGCUAACAGCAGAACUGAAUGACGUCAAAAGGGCGUAUUUUGAGAAGAAGAGGCUCGAGCAAAAUAAAAAGAGGAAACCAGCCAAGGAUACGUUGGUCGCAAAUACGAAUGAAAAGGCCAAUUCUAGAGGUCUUAGUGGCGCCGAGUUGACUUUCAAGGCCUCGAACGCAAAUAAUUAA